AUGUCAAAGCAAGGUAGUGGGAAAGGGAGAGGGCACUCUGAUGAUACUGAGAGUGGGAGGGGAAAAGGAAAGGGUGGUAACAACACGCAGCAGAGUGCUCGUAGUUUCACAUUUCGCGAACUUGCAGCAGCCACGAAAGGCUUUAGGGAAGUGAAUUUGAUUGGGGAAGGAGGUUUUGGAAGGGUUUACAAAGGCCGGCUUGAUGCAGGCCAGGUUGUCGCAAUUAAACAACUUAAUCAUGAUGGUCUUCAAGGGUUUCAAGAAUUCAUCGUGGAGGUUCUCAUGUUAAGCCUACUACACCAUACUAAUCUUGUCACAUUGAUUGGCUACUGUACUGACGGAGAUCAAAGACUCUUAGUCUAUGAGUACAUGCCAAGGGGUAGUUUGGAAGAUCAUCUCUUUGAUCUGAGUCCUGAUCGAGAGCCGCUGAGUUGGGAUACUCGUAUUAAGAUAGCUGUUGGUGCGGCACAGGGUCUUGAAUAUCUCCACUGCAAAGCUAACCCACCAGUUAUCUAUCGUGACUUGAAAUCAGCAAAUAUACUGCUGGACGAUCAAUUCAAUCCAAAGCUUUCAGACUUUGGGCUUGCUAAACUUGCACCUGUGGGUGACAAAACUCAUGUUUCAACGAGAGUGAUGGGAACGUACGGGUACUGUGCACCAGAAUAUGCCAUGAGUGGAAAAUUGACACUUAAAUCUGAUAUUUAUAGCUUUGGCGUGGUUAUGUUGGAGCUGAUUACUGGGAAGAAGGCAAUUGACUGCUCUAUGAGGCCAGGAGAACAGAACCUAGUAUCUUGGUCUCGUCCAUUUUUGAAGGACCGGAGGAAGUUUGUUCAAUUAGUUGAUCCUCUGUUGCAAGGACGCUUCCCUGUUCGUUGUUUGCAUCAUGCUGUUGCCAUUACUGCCAUGUGUCUUCAAGAGCAACCAACUUUCCGUCCUCUUAUAGGCGAUAUUGUUGUAGCACUUGAGUAUUUGGCCUCACAGAGCUACAAACCAGACCUUCGUAAGGCUGGGGUGCAUAGUCCCUCUUCAUCAUCACCUUCACAGCAGAAAAGGAAUUUUUUCUCUCCGGAGUCAGAUUGCAGAACGAGUAAAACUUUUGCUUAA
Prunus armeniaca (apricot) is the source of this 1104-nucleotide messenger RNA. NCBI's taxonomy places the organism in Eukaryota, Viridiplantae, Streptophyta, Magnoliopsida, Rosales, Rosaceae. The record is from the annotation of a GenBank genome assembly.